UGCGACCGGUCUUGCCAAGAUUUGGAGUAUUGUCUUUGUUGGGGGAGAGAGAAAAAGUAUAUAACGAAGCCGUUUUCAUUUACUUCAUGGAUAGCAAUACUCUUAAUUAUAAGAAUUAAGUACAUUGAACACUUUCGUACAUUCACCAAUCGAAACAUCAUCUCCAUUACCCGCUGAUAUCAAUCAAUCCGACUCAAUUCCAAUACUAAAGACAUAAUGGCUGCAUCAUCUUCCGCGGACGUAUUUGCAUACAUUGUUGCAAUCUUCAUCCCUCCUCUGGCCGUCUUCUUGAAGACUGCAUGUGGAGUUGACUUUCUUAUCAAUAUCUGCUUGACCAUCCUUGGUUGGAUUCCAGGUGUUAUCCAUGCCUGGUAUGUUAUCUCAAAACAUGACCCAGCGAAAUAUGCUCCAUAAGAAAGGGGUAUUAUAGGGGAAUGCUGGUGAUGAUCGGUGAUGAUACCUUGGGAGUGGGUAUAUCUAGGAGGGUUUGGCGUUCAAGGUUGAAGGGAAUCUCAUCGACGGUUCAUUCUGAGAUGAGGAUAUCCAAGGAGUAAUACAUUGUUUUUAUACCAUUCAGGAGUUCUUCGAAUUGAUCAAUCAUACCACAAUACUAAGCAUACUGUACAUACUCGUACAUACUCGUACAACCCAUUUGCAUCUUCUCGAACCUAUACCGCCUUGCUCUCCAACAUGUCCAAAUGAUUGUGUCAAUGCUUGGAAAUUCGAUAGAUCCUUCUGGAUACCUACUAGGUAUGUAUCUCCUAUCUAAGCCCUACAGAGAUAGUAAGAUCGGAUAAACCGGAAGUCAUCAGUCCACUAAGUUGAAACCGAUUGAUAAUAUUUGGUAAUUAUUCGAGGGGCGGAGACACCAUUAUGUCUUGGACGGUUGGACAAUUCGAAUCUAACACGACUAUUUACGGAUAUUUGGUAAUAAAACUCUUGGAAUGAUGGAUGUCAAGAAAUUAAGAAAAGGACGGUCCGAAAAAGAUGUCAAGCACAGUUAAGCAUACUGUACUAGAUAGGUAGCCAAGCGAAGGACCCUUCACUUCACCCAAGAACAUAUAAAUAAAUGUCAUCCCCUCCAUCUACUA
This is a messenger RNA of Botrytis sinoallii, 1091 nucleotides long. RefSeq lists its product as uncharacterized. Bases 217 to 414 code for a protein of 65 amino acids. The record is from RefSeq and is a predicted model, not a curated record. The transcript has 3 exons. Lineage: Eukaryota; Fungi; Ascomycota; Leotiomycetes; Helotiales; Sclerotiniaceae. Gene Ontology annotation, cellular component: membrane.